Messenger RNA from Pygocentrus nattereri (red-bellied piranha), 7955 nucleotides. RefSeq names its product shroom family member 2b (gene shroom2b). Bases 632 to 5356 code for a protein of 1574 amino acids. NCBI's taxonomy places the organism in Eukaryota, Metazoa, Chordata, Actinopteri, Characiformes, Serrasalmidae. Gene Ontology annotation, biological process: actin filament organization. The record is from RefSeq and is a predicted model, not a curated record. The transcript has 12 exons. Gene Ontology annotation, molecular function: actin filament binding. Gene Ontology annotation, cellular component: cortical actin cytoskeleton; apical plasma membrane; adherens junction.
GGAUGGACGGAGAACUUCACGACAAGUGUCCGCUACGAAAACGUCACAUUCGCUGUAUUUACAGCCUUAAAGUCUGUUUGUAGACUAAUAUUGGGCAGAUUUUGACUUAAUUAGGCUCUCGUGUGCUUUACGGUCCGCUUCGGCUCGGUUCGUUUAUGGACUUCCACAGAACUGUCAGAGCAAGCAAGCUGGGAUUACGGUAAGGAUUUCAGGUUUGUCUGGAUAUUUUUCCCACUGGAUUCCCAUAUCGCCAUAUUAAUGCCCGAGAAAGGAUUUUUUUUCUGGACCGUGUCGAAUUCAUUACGACGUUGAAACCCAAAACCUGUGUGAAGAUGAUGAUGCAGGUGUUCAUGUAGUGGUUUGGCUUGAAUGAGAUGAAAAAAAAACGCUGAAUGUGUUGUGUUGUAUUUCUAAAAGCUGCCUUACUGACCUGAACAGCAGCCCACAAGACUCACAAUAGCAGCAACCUGUUGUAUAAAGACCCUCAGUGGCACCUUAUUGGCAUAGCCGAGACCACCUUUAGUGGGACAACACUUUAAACCAUCUGCCCAUGGGACCUUUUUGGAGGGAGCACUUCUCAGCUUCUGCUUUACGGGACCACCUUUAGUCUAAGAACUUUCUCUGAUCCACAAUGGAGGUUGUAGAUCCAGCUCCACACUUUGAGGUUCUGUCAAGAGAGCACAGGACAUUUGGGGAUCUGGAGGAACCGUGGAGGAGCCCUGAGGAGAAGGAUGGGACUGAUGGAGAACAGUGGGAGCUGGUGGACGUGGUUCUGACUGGAGGAGCACCCUGGGGUUUUACCCUGAGAGGAGGGCUGGAGUACCAGGAGCCUCUGAUAAUUACAAAGGUGGAGGAGGGAAGCCGUGCAGCGUCAGCGCAGCUCCAGGUGGGUGAUGAGAUUGUCAGUAUUAACGCAGUUCCCCUGAGUGGAUACAGACAGGAGGCCAUCUGCCUGGUGAAGAGCUCCUACAGGACACUGGAGCUGGGACUGAAACGGAAGAUGAAAAUGGUGGAUUUUGUAACACAAACAAUGCCUGCAGAGAGUGACAUACACGUGGCCAGGAGCUUUCUAACGAAGAUUUUGCGAAGUUCUAUGAGGAAGAAUCGAUUCAAAGGGAGGCAUGAACCUUUCUGCAGACCCCACUCUUGGCACUCUUCCAAAGUGUCUGAAAAUCCCUCAGACAUGCCUGAGACUGAAGCCACUGCUGCGCACGAACCUAUCUGCCGGACAAAAUAUGAUGCAGGUUCAUCCUCAAAUGACUUCACCAACUGUUGGGGCCAGCCAAAUCUACGACAGGUGUCCUGCAAGUUCAGCUCAGUGGGAAAUAUGGAAAGCCUAGAGCGCCCCUCUAGCAAGCCUCAAGGUGCAGCAGACCACUCGGUAACUGGGAAGGGUGUCUGUAAGCACGACUAUAACACACCUGACCAGAGUUUGUCAAGAAGUGGUGCUGCCCCCACAGACUGUAUGUUUUAUCGGGGCAGCCCAAAUGAACGCCACAGGUACUUACAGAUUCCUAUGAGCAAUGGAGGUCGGGUCAGCCCUAAGACAGAUGACCAGACUGGUUCCAGAUUCUCAUCCUUAGGAAGGCAGAAUCUUAACCCUAUGUGGCAUGUUCCAGAGAAGUCGUCAGCCACUCACUCUCCACCGCCACCUCUGCCACCCCUACGCAGCGACAGUUUUGCAGCAACUAAGGUUCAUGAAAAGGGUUUAGUGAUCCCAUACCCACAAGGACCUCCUGUGUAUACCCAUCAGAAAUCCCACAGCAGAGGUGAUUACCAUGUCAGAGAAAGAGGACCUGAAUCACGAUGUAGCUACAACCCACCACCUCAGAAGGAUUUUCUUCGUGUAUACCUUUCUCCUGAGGACUACAACCCAAAUCAACUGAAUACAAACAAGCUUGUUUCCCUGUCUAGCACUGAUGUGAGACAAGGCCAAAACCCAUUUGCCUGUCAGCCUCAACAUCAGCGGCAGCACAGCGAUGAGGGUCCCUUCUACCUGAAUCCUAGGAACACGUCGGCACCCAAGACGCAGACUGUCGGCACCUAUUACCGCAGUCUGCAGCAUCUACCCACCAAUGCAGGAGCCCAGAACCAAGCUAGAAGCUCCACGGCAUCUUUGUCUAGAACAGCUCCAGACAACAACCCUGAUGGAAUGGCACAUUUCCGAUACUAUUGCAUCACUGCCCAGCAGCCUACACAGGAGGUGCCAGAAGGAAGAGUGGAGGACGGAUGGAGGCCAGAAUCUGAGAUUACCCAGGCUGUUAGCGAUUGGAACCCAGCAAAUACUCAGAGGGCCAUAAAAACCAAGUACCCCCCACCUUACCUUCAAGCAUCUGAGAACAAAAACUCUAAUGGGUACUGCAAACAGACAGUCAGCCCUCCAGCACCAGAAGUUACCUCUCCAGGACAAGGUCCUAUGAUUGUGAAGUCUAGCACAGGGGAGAAAGAGAAGGAAAAUCCAUGGAAGAAAGAUGUAGGAACUGCUGAGAACCUUCAAAGCAAGCAUAUACUGAACCACCAGGCAGAGCAGAGAAAUCCUGCCACCACAGCACACCGAAAUACCCCAAAGGAUCCUUGGAUCUCCAAGAACGAACAAAAGAUCUGCCCACAGAAGACCCCACUGUUGCAUUCUCUAGCUCAGGAAAGCAAGAUUCUGGCUGAGAAUAUUACGGUGACAGCUAACGGAGGCACCCAACAAGAGAUACUUGAUCCUUCAAGUGGCAAGCAGGGAAGGAGAAGUGACCGGUAUGCCACCACCUUGCGUAAUGAGAUCCAAGAGAAGAGAGCACAGCUUCAGAAGAGCCGAAGUGCUGCCACCUUGAGCUGUCCUGGGGAGACUGAAGAAGAUGCUGGUAUCUGGAAGUCCACAGAGACUUCAACAUCCUCAUCAGAUGGGUCUUUUACAAACACCUACAAGGACAACCUAAAAGAGGCUCAAGCUAGGGUUCUACAGGCUACAUCAUUUAAGAGGAGAGACCUUGAGCUUCCAGGGAAUGAAGCUUCCACAGUUCAAUCAUCUACAAAAGCAGACUCUACUAAUGGCCAAAUCACUCGUAUUGGAAGCCGAAAACGAUUCCCCAUGGAUAAGAAAAUACAUUCCUUCUCAGAGCCUGACAAGAUUAAUGAAGUGGGCGUAGAGAAAAAAGGCUCACAUCAAGCAGCUAUUGGUUCUUUUGUAGAUAGAUGCAAGUUCUUUGAAGGAGCUUCUAGACCUGCAUUCUCCAGACCUAUCCCAAAGAAGUCUAACCUCAGCCCCAGUGAAGACAUGAACGGAGGGAAAAAUAAUUUUGCAGGUGAAAAUGACAGAAAGUUCUUCUCUAAACAUCACUUUGGGACAAGUAAAGUGACUGCAGCUGAGGAGCAACAGCGGCUGGGAACUUUUGCAGAGUACGAGGCAACAUGGAAUUUGCAGAAGAAGUCAACAGAAGGAAGAACAUCCAGCAGGUAUCGCUCAGCAGAGAACAUUCUGGAUUCAGGGAUAGAGGAACGUAACAGCUCCGUUUGUAUUCAUGAACGGUCCAGAUCAUCUCCUUCAGCAGACUUCCAUGAGGGAAAAGUUAGUCUGCCAUCACAGAAGUCUGAGGAAGAGUCUCAUCCAGAAAGCAAGCUGGACCAACAAGAGCUUCAUAUUGACAGUACAUCAGAGGGAGGGCACUGCCAGCUCAUCAUCUCGGAGUCUCUAGAUUUCAGCGCAGGAAGUGAUCCUGAUCACAGAGACAUGACAGCACCACUCCCGCCUACCCACACCACCAAAGUGUCCAGUUCACUACAUCCACACCCUCAUCACCUCCAUCUCCAAGACCCUACGCUUGAGCAAUUGCUUCCUCCCAACAAUACGGGCCCUGCGCCACAAAAACCUGCCAAGCCCAGAGAGGACCAGUCAAAACUGCCAGAAACCACAUGCCCAUCAAGCUCCCUGGAAGCCCUCCCGGGCAUGGGUCACUCCCCAGAGAAAGACCCACAUCCUGCUACAGUACUAGGCCCUGACUGGAGGUCAGAAAAUGACAAUCCUUUUUCUGAAGUGACUGCAACCUUGGCGGAUGGGUUGACACAGUUUUUGUCGCAAAAGACUGACGAACCUCUUGCCAGCAUGCAGCAUCGAGAUGUUUGCAGUAACAAGAUGGAAGCUGCAUUAGAGCCCAGCUGUGUUGUGAAAAAAGCCCCCACAGAGACUGUCCAUGCAGAAAGUCACUCUGAGGAAGAAAGGCAUUUUCUGGCACAGAAGGACAUGCCUGGAAGCCCUGACGGGACAACUAACCACCAGCUAUGCCGACCGUGCUCUUCAGAGCAAUCCCGUUCCCUGUCCCAUGAUUACACUUACCAAAGACCACAGAAACCAACUGACUCCAGUCCUCCAGAAGGCCAAACUACAGUUGGCCCUACUUCGGAGAACACAGAGCCGACGAGGCUGAGAACAGUUCCUGCUGGCUGCUCUGAGGAGGAUGAGAAGAGAGAGGAGCUAGCCAGAGACAUAAUGGUGAAGGAUAGGAGUCUGGUGGACAUACUGGAUCAGAGUAAGAUGAAGACCACCAUGGACCUGAUGGAAGGGAUUUACCCCCAGGGGGAGCAGAUUCUGGAAGGUGUGCAGCAAAGGAGAAAGAGUGGGCCAAAACAGACAUCUCCCAAAACUACACAGGAGAGAAGAGUGGAUGACAGCAUGGCCGCUUCUGUCUCGCUAGUGACGAGUUCCUCUUACUACAGCACGUCCGCACCCAAAGCUGAGCUCCUGAUUAAGAUGAAGGACAUGCAGGAACAGAUGAAGGAGCAGGACUCUGAAGAUGAGCUAGACUAUGACCUGUCCAACAAGAAGCAAGAGCUGAUCGACAGCCUGAGUAAAAAGCUGCAGGUGUUGCGUGAGGCCAGAGAGAGUCUUCAGGAGGACAUGCAGGACAACAAUGCCCUGGGAGAGGAGGUGGAGGCCACAGUACAGACUGUCUGCAAGCCCAAUGAGCUCGACAAGUUCCGUAUGUUUGUUGGGGAUCUGGAUAAAGUGGUCAGUCUACUGCUGUCCCUGUCAGGCAGGCUGGCACGUGUGGAGAACGCACUCAACAACUUGGAAGAUGGAGCCUCAUCUGAAGAGAAGCACACCCUGAUAGAGAAACGGAAGUUGCUGAUUCGCCAGCAUGAAGAUGCCAAAGAGCUGAAGGAGAACCUGGACCGAAGGGAGCGUGUGGUUUAUGACAUCCUGGCCAGCUACCUGAGUGAGGAGCGCCUGGCGGACUACCAGCACUUUGUUAAGAUGAAGUCAGCCCUCAUCAUUGAGCAGCGUAAGCUUGAAGAUAGGAUUAAACUGGGAGAGGAGCAGCUCAAGUGUCUGAAGGACAGCCUGCCUCUGGAGCAGAGACUGCGCUACUGAAACGAGAGACAUUCACUUCAAUCUGUGCUGAGAGGGGAUCACUAGCACGGCUGUACAACAUACUGGACAGUACUGGACUUUGUGAUACUGGUAUAGCAGAAUGCUACAAUAUGCAAAUUAACCCUCUAACCAGUGUAUUAUGAUGUGCUGUGAACUUCUUCACCAACCUCAGACGCUCCAGAUGAGUUUCCGUUGGAGACAUUCACAUGAUCCAUCGAAUGUAAAUCAUUUUGGUCAAAAAUAAUGCAGGCCAUUCAUCAGUGUGUUUUAAUAUAUUAUAAAUGAUAUCAAAAUGCAAGAUGUAGCAAAAUAAUCGCUAUAUGGAAUUUCGUCCAGCCCUCAUCACUACUAACUUCAGCACCGUGGCAGUUUCCUGUGUGUACACAAAGCCUUGGCCUUCCCUGGAUUACACAAGUAAUUGCAGUACUGAGUAGGCUGGUCAGCUCUUAAUGACCUCAACAGGGCUUGUGUUAUUGAUUGAGUUCUCUAUCAAAUGUGUAGACUUUCAGAUUAUAUUAGUGAUUAACUCAUACCAUGCCAGUGGUGGUGAUAGGAACCAGACGUCUGAAGACUUCAAAGUCUCUAAAAGCUCCCUGACAGAAGUUAUUAGAUAAAAUGGUUGUGAAUAUGCUGCCUGAUGCCCCAAACAUUGGUUUAUGAUAGUUUUGAUAGGAGGUUUUGGAUUAAAACAUAUAUUUUAUACCUCAUUCAUGUCAGAGAGGUACAUGCAAAGCAGUAUAAGGCAUAAUAGUUCCUAAAAAAAACUUUUCCCCCCUGAUUUACCACAAUUUUAGCACUGUUCACAUUAUAUUUAAAACUCCCGAGAUGUGUAGGUUCCCUGGUCUUCAUAGACAAUAAAUAAAUGGCUAUAUCUGUGUUAUAGGCAUAGUGACCCCUGGUUCCUAUCACCAUCACUGUAAAGAAAUCUGAGAAAAUGUGUACACUCUUUCAAAACAAACCAGUUGACUUUGUUUACACCUCAACAAGUGAAUUACACAAAAAUAAAAAAAAAAGAAUAGAAUUUUUAACUCUAAAGAUUCUCUCAAGCACACAGGUUUGAAAAUUCAUCUCAGAUGUAGUAUUAUUAUGUUUUAGUCAUUGGUCUUGACUGUAACAACAGUUUCAGCAGCAUUUUUAGCCUUAUCUGAAUGGAUCUGUGAAUAUUUUUUGAGGGCAUGUGCUAUUUAACCAGUUUUCUUCUCAAAAGACAUUUCCACCCAGAGGUGGUGCAUUUGUAUUCUUUUAAUUAUUUAUUUUUUUAGAGCGAGAAAUGACCUAAGUGGAGUGUUUAGACUUUGCUUGAACAUGUUUUUAGUAUACUGUACAUUCAGAAUAUAAUAAUGUUUCAUCAAAAGUGUUUUAUCAUGUUCAUAAAUGAAGAUGUUUCUAUGGCCUGGCAUUAUAUUUGUAGCAUUAUACCUAUUUGCAGCUAAUAUAUAUCUCUUAAGCCUUGAAUUUAUCAAGCUCAUAGAGUGCAAUGAAUCUGGAAAAGCUACCUUUUUUGUACAGAAUCAGAAGCCACUCAAAUGUCUAGUCAAAAUGGCCAUUAAGGACAAGUUCAGAGGGUCUUUAUGAAGACAUUAGCUAGACAAUAGUCCACUUGAAUAAGGAAGCGGAAAGUCAAAGGAUAAUAUGUGAAAAACACAAAACGAGGUAAAUUAACUGACUAAAGGAUACAGACUAAAUGGGGCUCCUGACAACUGUGUAAGACCUGCUAAACCACCAAAACUGUCCCCAUCAAAUGAACAGGACUUAAAUCUUUCAUUUUUAAGAAAGAGAAGAACACUGAAAAAAAUCCACAGGUGUUUCUGUCCAUCCUUCCACUGUGAGAAGAAACUCAACACAAGUCUAAAAGGAUGUGUAGCUGUCCAGAAAAAGGAAGUAGACAAGAAUAAAACGUUUUGUUCUCAGAACAAUGGACUGACCACCCCCAGAGCAUGUCACUCAAUGUCUUUGGCAUAAUUUGAAUCAUGAGAAAGCAGAAAAAAACGACCAACUUUGUAGACCGAACUUUGGAGGUGUGGAAAAAAGAUCACUGAUUUCUUUGAAAAACUGAAAGCAAGACUCAUAAAAAGAAUCGAAGUGGUGGUAAAGACAAAGGGCUCAUUAAAUACUAAAAAAAAUGAUAAUAUAUUUUAUUGUUCCUGUAUUGUUUUUAUUGAAUAUGUUUUCUGAUGCUCUUGAUGGCUGUUUUGACUGGAAAUUAAAUAAAUCAGAUGUGGUCUCUGACUUUUAUGCUAGUUUUAUGCUCUGACCUUUAUGAUAGUGGAGGAAAUCCAUUUUUUUCCCAUUUGAGCAGAAUGCGACUGAGCCCUCUUUAGUCCAGUUAUCCCAGAAUUUCUACAAAGCUUCCGGGAAUAACCGUCAUUUCCUCCGUCUUAAGCAAGCUGGGUGGGACCAAGUAAUUAUACAACCACAACUGGAAUACCCUCAGUUUCAGAAGAACUUUAUUUAAGCUCCCAAUGCCCAGAACACUGUCCCUCCUCUAUUAAUGUGAAUGAGAACAACAAACACGUGGAGCAAUAAACUGUACAUACUGAAACAUGCAGUGUGCUUCUACCACAGUGACAGUAUUAAAUGAUGAGAAUGACAGCCUUUA